AUGUAUCUCCCAACCAUAAUCGCACUCCUCUCAUACCUCACCUUCGCAGCAACCACCCCAUCCAAACGACAAUCCUGCGCCGCCGAACAGAAAAUCGCCGCCUGCAAACAAGAGAUCGCAACCAUCCGCUCUCACAACUUCGAAGAUGCCAAUAAGAUUCCCUUAACGCUGUUGGCGUCUAGAACUUUUAUCAUCACGUAUGGGAAUCUGCCAGUGUUACCAGCAGAAUUAGGCUUCCAACUCCCUCCCGUCAACGUCGGCGUAACAGACAGCACAGUUUGCCUAGAGCUGGUCGGGCUCGCCACUGUUCUCGAUGCUGGCGUGCCGGAGGGGUCCGAUAGUUAUAUUGUGAAUAGCAAUGGCACGGUCACGUCCGAUUUCAUCCAGACCGACCGCCUGGUGCUGCAAGCAGUCCACGUGCGCGAGAUCCACGAGUUCGACGAGAGUACGUGUCGUAUCUCCAAGAUUCUCGGGUAUGUGAACGGGUCACUGCUGGGCAGGGAGGCAGGGUUUGGGAUACCGCCGCUGGAUUUGUGA
Molecule: messenger RNA, 537 nt
Organism: Fulvia fulva
Lineage: Eukaryota; Fungi; Ascomycota; Dothideomycetes; Mycosphaerellales; Mycosphaerellaceae
Exons: 3
Coding region: 1-537 (178 amino acids)
Source: RefSeq, a predicted model, not a curated record